UUCCGACCAUCGGUGCGUUGGGUUCUCGUGGUUCUUCUAAAAUGUCUGAAACACAAGAAGUCAUAGUGAUCUGUCGGUAAUAAUUAUUUAUGUGAUUCAUACAUCCAUAUUUAUUUUAUUUUAUUAUUGUCGAUCAUUCUCGUGGAUGUUCAUCUCUGGCGACAGGAGGCAGUCGUGGAUAAGGUGCACUGCUCUGAAUCUAUUUGAAUCUACGCGAAGAAGUGUCCCUGCACCACCUUUUCUUUUUUCUGCACUGCACCGCACUGACAUUUGUGAUAAACUUAUCCACAUCUCCCUGGAAGAAGAACUGCUUUUGUAAAUGUACAACAUGUGAUCGGAACCGAUACUUCUUUGGCAAUUUGGGUGACUCUUCAGUCUUUAGGAAGGCCCUGGUCUGAGAGGCGCUGCUUUGUUUUGAAUAAAAAUGGGAAGUUUGGGGAGCAAGUUCCAGUCCCCCCCUUUAGGACCAGAGGAGAGUUUGGAAGGCAUCAGCAGCAGCAUCCAUAAACACAGUUGUGAGUGUAAGAAGAGGAAACGCAAUGCACAGUGUGACUGUGAAAGUGAGCAAGAUGAUGAUGAUGCUGUCUUGGAUACACCUCGCAGAAAGAAACUGAAAAGCACUUCUCGAUACAUUUAUCAAACUCUAUUUUUAAAUGGGGAAAACAGCGAUAUUCGCAUUUGUGCAUUAGGACAAGAGUGGAACCUUCACAAAGUAUACCUUUGUCAGUCUGGAUAUUUUUCCAGCAUGUUUAGCGGCUCUUGGAAAGAAUCAAACAUGAUGGAGAUCAACCUUGAGAUUCCAGAUCAAAACAUUGACACUGAAGCCCUUCAGGUCGUGUUUGGUUCACUAUAUCGAGAUGAUGUUCUGAUUAAGCCCAGCAGAGUCGUCAGUAUAUUAGCUGCAGCUUGUAUGCUUCAACUGGAUGGCUUGAUCCAGCAGUGUGGAGAGACCAUGAAGGAAAACAUCAGUGCAAAGACUGUGUGUAGCUACUAUGCUUGUGCUAGUAUAUAUGGUUUAGAUUCAGUUAUGAAAAAAUGUCUUGAAUGGCUUCUCAACAAUCUAAUGACCCACCAGAAUAUCGAAUUGAUGAAGGAACUUGGUACAGAGAUAAUGGAACUGCUCAUUCAGUCAUCAGACCUGUUUGUUAUGCAAGUUGAAAUGGAUGUAUACACUGCCCUUAAAAAGUGGAUGUUUCUGCAGCUUAAUCCAUCAUGGGAUGGGCCUAUCAAACAACUACUUGCUGAUGCAGAUGCAUGGCUUUGUAAAAGGCGAACAGACCUUGGUGAACAAGAACCCUUUUUAAAUUCAGAGGAUGGCAAACAUUUUAGUUCAGUAUUUAAACAUGUUCGUCUUCAAUAUAUUAUCAAUGAUCUGGCAUCUGCUCGCAUCCUGGAGAGAGACAAUAUUCUCCCCCCAGAUUGGCUAACAACUGUUUACAAAAAUCAGUGGUUUGCCAUGCUCAGGACUGAAUUUGACAAUGACAAUGGUCCUCAGGAGGCAAACAAGGAGGAAUUUGAACUGAGCAGUAUGCGGUGUGGCAGAAAAUUGACUAAAGAAGGAGAUUACUGCUGGCGUUGGACGGGGUUUAACUUUGGCUUUGAUUUGCUUGUAACCUACACAAAUCGCUUUAUUGUUUUUAAAAGAAAUACUCUAAGCCAGCCAUGUGGGGGCGCUGUUAGUCUCCAGCCCAGAAGGCAUUUGGCAUACAGGUUACGCCUUGCUUCAUUUGACACCCGGGGAAAGCUGGUGUGUAGUCGCUCAACGGGUUACCAACUUCUUACAUUAGAAAAAGACCAGGAGUAUGUGGUGAUGAACCUGGACAGUCGUUUGUUGUCAUUCCCACUUUAUGUCUGCUGUAAUUUCCUGUACACGUCGUCUCACUCGGACCAGAGACCAGAUUCCCCUGAACAAGAGAGCAGCACUCGCAGUGUGUCAUGAUCAAACAUAAGGCUACCAUUCCUCUGGUGGAGCUGAAGAAUUGACAUGAACUUGUAUGUAAAUAUACCACCACAUUUGAUACCCAUGUCAUUUAAAUGCUCUGUUCAUACUGUGUAUGUGAUGUUGUUUUGGUAGAUUUGGUUCUGCAGUAAUUGAAAGUUCAUGUUUCAGCAAUUUUGCUGAGAAAAAAAAUCCCUUUUGCCUUCAGUGUGUACUGUUUACACUGAUGUGUGGACCAUUAAUUAUCCUAAAAUGUAUAGCUCAAUGAUAAAUUAUAGUAAACUAUUAUCAAAUCUCUGUUCCAAAUAGGGGAACAGAGGUAUUGUUAAAAGGAGUUGACUAGAUAUUAACCAAAUUAACAAAUAUUUAUAGACUGCUCAUUUCUUAGUAAAACAAGGCCUAUGAUGUCUA
Boleophthalmus pectinirostris (great blue-spotted mudskipper) is the source of this 2350-nucleotide messenger RNA. It is a transcript of the gene gmcl1, whose product is annotated as germ cell-less, spermatogenesis associated. The coding region runs from base 425 to 1939 and encodes 504 amino acids. The transcript has 15 exons. Lineage: Eukaryota; Metazoa; Chordata; Actinopteri; Gobiiformes; Gobiidae. The record is from RefSeq and is a predicted model, not a curated record. Gene Ontology annotation, biological process: germ cell development. Gene Ontology annotation, molecular function: protein binding.